UUCUACAAUGAACUUUAAGCCACACCAAACAAAAUCAUAUUUCUUUCUCUUUGUAACAAACUCUCUUUUUCUCUGUGUAAUACACAGUGACGUGAUAAAAAAAAAAUUGUUAAUUUGUAAAGGAAAUUAAAGAACCAUGCCUGAGGCACCACAAGCAGCUGAAAAUAGUGUUGUUUCUGAAAACAACAAGAAAGUUCUUCAGUUUAUUGAAGAAGUAACCACAAAUGCUGAUGAUGUCCAAAAAAGAGUUCUUGCUGAAAUACUCACACAAAAUGGCCAUGUUGAGUAUUUGCAACGCCAUGGCCUUAAUGGUCAUACUGAUAGAGAAACUUUCAAGAAAAUCAUGCCAGCUAUAACCUAUGAGGAUAUUGUUACUGAUAUUACUCGUAUAGCCAAUGGUGAUAAAUCUCAAAUCCUCUGCUCUCAACCCAUCUCUGAAUUUUUAACAAGUUCAGGGACUAGUGGAGGGGAAAGAAAACUGAUGCCAACAAUUGAGGAAGAACUUGCAAGGAGAUCACAACUCUAUAGUCUUUUAAUGCCUGUUAUGAGUCAAUUUGUGCCAGACCUUGAAAAAGGAAAAGGAAUGUAUUUUUUGUUCAUUAAAUCAGAGGCUACGACACCAGGUGGAUUACCAGCUCGCCCUGUACUAACAAGUUAUUAUAAAAGCCCCCAUUUCAAAAACAGGCGUCCUGAUCCAUACACAAAUUACACAAGCCCAAAUGAAACAAUUCUUUGUUCUGAUUCUUACCAAAGUAUGUAUUCCCAAAUGCUUUCUGGCCUUUGCCAAAACAAAGAAGUACUUCGUGUUGGGGCCGUUUUUGCCUCCGGUUUUAUCCGUGCUAUUCGCUUCCUCGAGAAGCACUGGCCUCUUCUUUGUCAUGAUAUCAGAACCGGAACCAUUAACAACCAAAUUACCGACCCCUCGGUUAGAGAAUCAGUGUUUAAAAUCCUUAAACCUGACCCAAAGUUAGCUGAUUUUGUUGAAAUUGAAUGCAGUAAAGAUUCUUGGAAAGGGAUUAUUACUAGGCUGUGGCCUAAUACUAAGUAUAUUGAUGUCAUUGUGACUGGAACUAUGUCACAAUAUAUACCCACUCUUGAUUAUUACAGCAAUGGCCUUCCACUUGUCUGCACUAUGUAUGCUUCCUCAGAGUGCUACUUUGGUGUCAAUUUGAACCCCCUUUGCAAGCCUAGUGAGGUUGCUUAUACACUUAUUCCUACCAUGGGGUACUUUGAAUUCUUGCCUGUUCACAGAAACAAUGGUGUCACUAAUUCUAUCUCCAUGCCUAAAGCACUUAAUGAGAAAGAGCAGCAAGAAUUGGUUGAUUUAGUUGAUGUCAAGAUUGGUCAGGAGUAUGAGCUUGUUGUCACCACAUAUGCAGGACUAUACAGGUACAGGGUGGGUGAUGUGCUACGGGUUGCUGGAUUCAAGAACAACGCGCCACAAUUCAACUUUAUCUGCCGUAAAAAUGUGGUCUUAAGCAUUGAUGCAGACAAGACGGAUGAAGUAGAGCUACAAAAUGCUGUGAAAAAUGCUGUUACCCAUCUGAUGCCAUUUGAUGCACAUGUGACAGAAUACACAAGCUAUGCUGAUACAAACACAAUUCCAGGGCACUAUGUCCUAUACUGGGAGCUAAAUGUGAAUGGCUCAACACCAGUUCCUCCAUCAGUCUUUGAAGAUUGUUGCCUCACAAUUGAAGAGUCUCUAAACAGUGUUUACCGCCAGGGCCGGGCCUCGGACAAGUCCAUCGGCCCGUUGGAAAUCAAGGUUGUGGAAAAUGGGACAUUUGACAAGUUAAUGGACUAUGCUAUAAGUUUAGGUGCUUCAAUAAACCAGUACAAGACACCAAGGUGUGUGAAAUUUGCACCCAUUGUCGAGCUAUUGAAUUCAAGAGUCGUGUCAAGCUACUUUAGCCCAAAAUGCCCAAAAUGGGUUCCAGGCCACAAGCAAUGGAACAGCAUGAACUAAAAUUAAUUGAGGGCUAGCUAGCACAAGUUUCUUUUGAGGAUCAUUUUAGUGCUAGAGAUUAUUAAGAUUUAAGAUCAUCGUCCUGGUUAGGUUGACCCAAACCAAUUUUAUGGGGGUUCUUUUUUUCCCACUUUUUUCUAAGUAAAUCUUGGUAUUAAGGCUUUGUAGAAUUUAACCUGUCGUCCAUUAUGGUAGAAUCUUGAAAUUAGUCAUGUACAAAAAGAAAACAGUUCCUAUUCUAAAAAAAGCUUCUACCUUUCAUAAA
Lycium barbarum (goji berry) is the source of this 2231-nucleotide messenger RNA. Its product is annotated as indole-3-acetic acid-amido synthetase GH3.6. The coding region runs from base 137 to 1966 and encodes 609 amino acids. The transcript is spliced from 3 exons. Gene Ontology annotation, molecular function: indole-3-acetic acid amido synthetase activity. Gene Ontology annotation, cellular component: cytoplasm. Lineage: Eukaryota; Viridiplantae; Streptophyta; Magnoliopsida; Solanales; Solanaceae. The record is from RefSeq and is a predicted model, not a curated record.